AUGGAUUGUGAGCGAUACAAGUUAUUCGUUGGAGGCAUACCAAGAGAGACUAGUGAAGAAUCUCUGAGGCAACAUUUCAGUAGAUAUGGACUUGUGUUGGGAGCUCUUGUUGCUAAGGAGAAAGCCACUGGCCAACCUAGAGGCUUUGGGUUUGUUCGCUUUGCUAAUGCGUUUGAUGUUGAUAAAGCUCUCAGAGAUUCCCAUUUCAUUCUCGGUCGAGCCGUCGAUGUGAAAAAGGCGAUUCCAAAACAUGAACAGCUGAGAUAUCAACAGCCGAACGGGCAACUAUACGCUAGUGAAGUUCAUCAGUACAAUGGUGGUGCUCAUGAAAUGUCAAGUAACGGUAAUAACCGUAGGACAAAAAAGUUGUUUGUUGGGGGUUUAUCGUCUGAUACGACCGAGGAAGAGUUCAAGGCUUACUUUGAGAAAUUUGGACACACAACCGAUGUGGUUGUGAUGCAUGACAGCACGACAAACAGGCCGAGGGGUUUCGGGUUUGUUACAUUUGAUUCAGAGGACUCUGUUGAGGUUGUUAUGCAGAGUAACUUCCAUGAAUUGAGUAAUAAGCGCGUGGAGGUGAAACGCGCUAUACCUAAAGAAGGAAUCCAGAGCAAUAACAGUAAUCAUAACAUUCCUCCUACAUAUAGUAGCUUUCAGGCAACACCGUACGUCCCUGGGAGAAACGGAUAUGGGAUGCUUUUACAUUGUCCUCCCGUCUUUGGUUAUCAUCAUCACGGUGUCCAGGGAUUUCAAUAUCCUUAUGGUUACCCAUUCACAGCUCAAGGGCCUAACAUUCCGUGGAACAAUCCGAUUAUGCCACCGACCGGUUUUUACUGUCCUCCUCCUCCCACCGACACUCCUUGCUAUCUCCCUUACAUGAACGGGUACAAUCUUUCGGGCAUGAGCAUUGCUGGAUACAAUCCUGUAGCAUGGCCUGUAGCUGCUGAUGGAGCUGGUACGAUAAUACCUCGGUUUGAAGGUUUGAAGCUUGAGGUCCCUAGUCAAGGCCAUAAGAUAAUGAGUGGAGGAGGGAGCAUGGGGAAGCCAUUACCCAAUGUUACAUAUAGAUAA
Molecule: messenger RNA, 1071 nt
Organism: Arabis nemorensis
Lineage: Eukaryota; Viridiplantae; Streptophyta; Magnoliopsida; Brassicales; Brassicaceae
Source: the annotation of a GenBank genome assembly